AUGCAGACAGCCCACUACGACAGUCCGCCCAAGUCUUACUGUAUGAAGUACGAAGGAAUGACGAUGGUGUACCCCGUACCAAGCUCGGCCCCCGAUUCCCAUACCCCUGCUUCCCCGAAACGACAAAACUGCUUGCCUCCUUCCAACUUCCAGGUGAUUCAAACCUAUGUACACUCAGGAACCAACUUUCAUAGGUCCACGGCCAUAAAUACCUCAGGUACUCACGUCCCCUUUAUCAGGGCCGAAUGUGUUAUUCGAUUCGUCCAGUCUCGAAUCUACAGGUACUUCGUAACAACGAAUCUCAUAUCCCAAAAAUCUCGCCGGUUCCCCACACCUCUUCAAGAUCCGGCGACUAGGGGACUCGAAGACUCGAAGGACACGCACGAAAAAGGAAUUCAGCCUCUGAACCAAAACCGGCACCUGGCAUGCCCGUGUCAUCCAGAAAUCUGCCCCGGGAAACGGAAUGGGCAUCAGGAGCUUUUCGAAAAUUUGAGCUUUGCCAGACUGUAG
This is a messenger RNA of Sodiomyces alkalinus F11, 510 nucleotides long. RefSeq lists its product as hypothetical. Lineage: Eukaryota; Fungi; Ascomycota; Sordariomycetes; Glomerellales; Plectosphaerellaceae. The transcript has 5 exons. The record is from RefSeq and is a predicted model, not a curated record. The coding region runs from base 1 to 510 and encodes 169 amino acids.